This is a messenger RNA of Amphimedon queenslandica, 1128 nucleotides long. RefSeq names its product hydroxylysine kinase-like. The record is from RefSeq and is a predicted model, not a curated record. The coding region runs from base 24 to 1109 and encodes 361 amino acids. Lineage: Eukaryota; Metazoa; Porifera; Demospongiae; Haplosclerida; Niphatidae. The transcript has 3 exons. Gene Ontology annotation, molecular function: amino acid kinase activity.
AGGGAAGAGACCAAGUUCAGAAGAUGUCCGCUCGGUCUCCUCCGUUACCUUUCGAUAGGAUAUGUAAUCUCCUGUCUCAGUUCUACAAGUUUGGAACCAUCGACCAGUCCUCCAUUAAAGAGUUUGAUAGCUGGGAGGACAGGAAUUAUUACUUUGAAGACAAAACCGACAAGUAUGUGUUGAAGAUCAUGCGCGAGAUGCCGUCCACGAGCGUAGACCUGGUACGGGGACUAGCAGAAGUGAUGCUCUAUCUUCAUGAAAGGAGGAUACCUUGUUCCUGGCCAAUAAAAGCACUAGAUGGUAAACCUGUAGUAGUAUUGAAAGAAAACGAGCUGAUUAAUAGCACGAGGUGUGAAACUAAUAAUUAUUUGCCACCUUCUCAUGAAUGCCGUGUCACAAAAGAACAACAGUAUUGUGUGAUGGUACUCACUUUCAUUGAAGGCAACUUGGCAGACGAAUGUCCUAUGACCAGUGAGCUGCUUUUUAACAUUGGGAGUUGUUUUGCAUCUAUGGACAAAGAAUUACAAGAAUUCACUCACCAAUCUAUUGUGAACAGAAGGUACUCGUUUGAUCUCAAGAACCUUUCCAAUGCUAAACCUCACCUAAAGUCCAUAACGGAUCCACAAAGACGAGCUGUUUUCACGAAAAUCAUAAAUACUUUUGAGUCACAGGUCCUACCCGAAGUUCCCUACCUCAGUACAGGGACCAUACACAAUGAUGGCAACAUGAAGAAUAUCAUUGUCAAACAGGGUAGCAGCACUGCUAUUGGUGGAGUGAUUGAUUUUUGUGAUUGCGUACAUUCAUGUCAUAUAUUUGAGUUAGCAGUUCUUGUAACAAUGGCAAUUGAUAGUGUCAAUAUUACUCCUGCCAAGGCUAUUGUUCAAGGCUAUCUAGAGAAGUUACAACUUCCCAAAAGAGACCUUAAUCUCCUUUACUACACUGUAUUAGGAAGGUUGGCUUUAGUAUAUAUUUAUGGUCAAAUGACAUUAAAUGAUGACACCAGCAAUGAGUACAUAUAUGAAGCAGUGCAGACGGCAUGGUCAAAAAGUGAACUGCUACAUAGUAUUUCAAAGGAAGACUUUGACAAAGCACUUUGCUUAUAUAUAUAAAAGAAAACCAUUCAAAAAA